Messenger RNA from Rangifer tarandus platyrhynchus (Svalbard reindeer), 615 nucleotides. NCBI's taxonomy places the organism in Eukaryota, Metazoa, Chordata, Mammalia, Artiodactyla, Cervidae. The record is from the annotation of a GenBank genome assembly.
AUGCAUGUCCUUCUUUCAUAUGCCACAGUCAGACCUAGGAAAUUCCCUGGGAAGUCCCCUCUACCACAGUACUUGCAGUUUCUCCAUUUGACUAUGAUUCUGUUGGAUCUUGGGAGAUUGAUCUUCAGGAAGCUGUUAUCACAAAACAGCUCUUCCUGGAGUGAAGAGAGAGCAUGGUACCUGGGAAGACAAAGGGAGUGGACUGGGACACGGGAAUCUGGUUCCCAUUUUAGUUCUACAACUAGCAGCCUGGUGGGUUUAGGAGAAGCCUGCCAUUUCCCUGGCCUCAGUGGUUUCAUCUGUAAAUUGGAACAGCCUGGAGAUGAUAAAAGUGAAAGCAUCCAUCACCAUGCCUGGAAGUGCCCAAGAAAUGAUUCUUUCCUGCCUGCUGACUUCCAUUUUCCAUCUGUAAGAGCAAAGAGGAAAAGAGGCACAGGAAUUCCCAGGCAAGAAAUACAGAUAGUAAAAGCUGUUGCAUGGAGCUCCUGGAAGGCUGGUGAGCAGCAAAUGGAUAAGAGAAGCUAUUCACAUCUUCCAAACUCUGAGACAAGACAUCCUGGGACAAAUCACUGUAAGGACUGCAGCCAGUUAUGGCAGAAGGUCCCGUAUCACUGA